GUAAGGCAAAGACGAUCGUAAAUGAAUGAAGUCAAUGGAAGGCCUAAUGUCUCUCUAUCCAACCCCGCAAGGGCGUUUUUAAAGAGAUCCAAAUUCCAAUAACAAUGAACGCUGCUAUUUCCACUGUUCCACAAUCCACACAGAGCUCAUCAACCUCUUUACUAAAUUUGAUGAUUAAUAGAUAAGAAAACGCUCACAGCUCACAAAGAUAACCAAACACAUAACGAAGAGGUAGAGCCACUCACCACUCCAUUCAUCAAGAAGCGUUUUUCUCCGUGAAAGCGACCCUUUUUUGGAUACCCUUUUGAUCAAAUUGCAGAGAAUAGAAUGUUGGUGCUAUGAUUCUGUUGAAUUGAGUCCACUCAAUCAAUCGCUCCUUGUUCAAGUUAUUAUUUUUUUUCAAGGUUGGUGGGUGUGGGUAAUUACUAUGGACAAGUACGAGGUUGUCAAGGAUCUGGGUACUGGCAAUUUUGGGGUGGCAAGGCUUAUGAGGAACAAGGUCACCAAGGAGCUCGUAGCCAUGAAAUACAUCGAGCGUGGCCCCAAGAUUGAUGAGAACGUGGCAAGGGAGAUUAUGAACCACAGGUCUCUUCGGCAUCCCAAUAUAAUUCGUUACAAGGAGGUGGUUUUGACUCCCACACAUUUAGCAAUAGUAAUGGAGUAUGCAGCUGGAGGAGAGCUUUUCGAGAGGAUAUGCAGUGCUGGCAGGUUCAGUGAAGAUGAGGUUAAUAGCGCCAGAUAUUUCUUUCAGCAGCUGAUCUCCGGUGUCCAUUUCUGUCAUACCAAGCAAAUAUGCCACAGAGAUUUGAAGCUAGAAAACACCCUUUUAGAUGGAAGUCCUGCACCACGCUUAAAAAUUUGUGACUUUGGUUAUUCCAAGUCUUCUUUGCUGCAUUCACAACCCAAAUCAACGGUUGGAACACCGGCUUACAUAGCACCAGAGGUUCUUUCUAGGCGAGAAUAUGAUGGAAAGUUGGCUGAUGUAUGGUCAUGUGGGGUGACUCUUUAUGUCAUGCUGGUUGGAGCAUAUCCCUUUGAGGACCAGGAUGACACUAGGAAUUUUAGGAAAACAAUUCAGCGUAUCAUGUCUGUUCAAUACAAAAUCCCUGAUUAUGUUCACAUAUCUCAAGAUUGCAGAAACCUCCUCUCUCGUAUAUUUGUUGCAAAUCCAUUGAGGAGAAUUACUAUUAAGGAAAUUAAAAACCACCCAUGGUUUUUAAAGAAUCUUCCAAGGGAGUUAACUGAAUCAGCUCAAGCUAUCUAUUAUCAGAGAGACAAUCCAAGCUUUCAUGUUCAGAGUGUGGAGGACGUAAUGAAAAUUGUGGGAGAGGCAAGAAACCCACCUCCAGUAUCUAGGCCUGUCAAAGGUUUUGGUUGGGAAGGUGAAGAAGAUGAAGAGGCAGAAGAUUUGGAUGCAGAAGUGGAGGAUGAAGAAGAUGAGUAUGAUCAGAGGGUCAAAGAGGUUCAUGCAAGUGGAGAAUUCCAAAUUAGUUAAGCACUCCAAUUCUUGUGUACUUGUUAAAAUACUUUUAUCUAGAAGUCACCUUUUUUUGUGUAUUAUAUUUGAUUUAUAUGUAUUAUAAUCAUGGCUCCGUUCUUGUAAUUUAGUACUUGUAUUACAAUAGGCGCCAUGUAUGAGAACAAUAGUUGUCUGAUCACAUUCUAAAUCGCCAUGUAUGAGCACACUGCUGAAAUCUAAAUUACCUUU
Molecule: messenger RNA, 1708 nt
Organism: Gastrolobium bilobum
Lineage: Eukaryota; Viridiplantae; Streptophyta; Magnoliopsida; Fabales; Fabaceae
Product: serine/threonine-protein kinase SRK2A-like
Exons: 9
Coding region: 428-1495 (355 amino acids)
Biological process (GO): protein phosphorylation; intracellular signal transduction
Molecular function (GO): protein serine/threonine kinase activity; ATP binding
Source: RefSeq, a predicted model, not a curated record